CGCGCAGGCGUUACGUCCCUGUGGCGCAGGAGCUUCAUCCUCGGCGGGAUAAACUCCCCUCGUCUGAGAGGUACAAACUAGCGCUGCAGAGCUGAUACUCCCUGUCUCCGAAGUGAGACCCCUCGUCUGGGAGGUACGAUCCAGCACUGCAGAGCUGAUACCCCUUGUCUCCGAAGUGAGAAGCAAUACUCCGCCAAUGUUAGGGGACCGGAAGGCAAUAGGAGGGGAAAGGACGUAGCUGCUGAAAGAGGCGGCUUGGGAAGGUCUUCUUCAAAGCGAUGACAUGUGAAGCGAGUCUCAAGCACGUGCAGCGGCAGCAACGCUCCAGUUUGGGGAAAGGUAUUCCAGGCUGAGGAAAGAGCAAGCGCAAAAGGCCCUGAGGCAGAGAGAAGACUGAUGUGUUUGAAGAACUGAGUUUCUUCACUAGGGAAUGGAAGUUCAGAGAGGCAAAGUCUCCUUGCCCACCGUCACAUGGUCAGAAAAAGGUGGAGCCUGGAUUUGAACCCUGCUCUGUCUGAACUCUGCUCGUGAUCUCAUGGUUCCAAGGGAGUGGAGGCCGUCAUUCUCACUGGGUGAGCGCAAAUAGGCUCCUUUGCCCACCCAGGUCCAUGCCAGCGGCCUGGGCUCCCCCGGGCGCCCCCGACGCCCCACCGUGUGCCAACCAGAGCUGUGCCCCGCGUGACCUGGUCCUGCUGGGCUUCGCACAUGUGCCCACGCUGCGGCCGCUGCUUGCCGCGCUCUUCCUGGCCAUGUUCCUGCUCACGCUGCUGGGCAACGCGCUCAUCGUGCUGCUGACCGCCCUGGACCCGGCGCUGCGCGUGCCCAUGUACUUCUUCCUGCGCCACUUGGCCCUGCUGGAGAUCUCCUUCUCGCUGGACAUCGCACCGCGGCUGCUGGUGACCCUGCUGCGGCCCGGGCGGGGCGUGUCCCCCGCGGGCUGCGCCCUGCAGCUCCUGCUCGUGCUGUCGUGCGUCACGUCCGAGUGCUUCCUCCUGACCGCCAUGGCCUGGGACCGGUACGUGGCCAUCUGCAGGCCCCUGCACUAUGGGGCCAUCAUGAGCCCCCGGCUUUGCCACCUGCUGGCCGCCACGUGCUGGCUGGCCGGAGUCCCCGUGUCGCUGGUCUUCACCGUCUGGCUGUUCAGCUUCCCCUUCUGUGGGCCACGUGGCAUCCGCCACUUCUUCUGUGACAUCGCCCCUCUCCUAAGCCUGGUGUGUGCGGACACAAGAGUCUUCGAGGCCAGUGUGUUGGCGGCCACAGUGCUGGUCAUGAUCGUUCCCUUCUGUCUGAUAGCCACGUCCUACAGCAAGAUUCUGGCCACCAUGCUUCGGAUGCCAUCGGCCACGGGGCGCCACAAGGCCCUGUCCACAUGCGCCUCGCACCUCAUCGUGGUGGCUCUGUUUUAUGGCACCACGGGGGUCAUCCACUUGCGACCCAAGGCCAGCUACUCCCCAGAGAGCAAGCAGGUGGUGUCCCUGUCCUACACCCUGGUGACCCCCAUGCUCAACCCCCUCAUCUACAGCCUUCGAAACAAGGAGGCGAAGGCUGCCCUGGGGCGUGUGUGUUGCCACCGCCAGGAAUCUGGACCCCAUGAAUGACCUCUUCGGGAAUUGUUGGUGGAUGUUUGACAAGGAUCUAUGUGCAAAUAUGUGGUGCAGUACUCUGACUUUUUUCUGGGAAACUGUAUGUUUUUCCUCUUGCAGUCAUGGUGGUGCUGGUUCUUUCUGUCCAAGAAAAGGCUCAUGACAG
Ailuropoda melanoleuca (giant panda) is the source of this 1749-nucleotide messenger RNA. Its product is annotated as olfactory receptor 10A7. NCBI's taxonomy places the organism in Eukaryota, Metazoa, Chordata, Mammalia, Carnivora, Ursidae. Gene Ontology annotation, cellular component: membrane. Gene Ontology annotation, biological process: G protein-coupled receptor signaling pathway. The coding region runs from base 609 to 1598 and encodes 329 amino acids. Gene Ontology annotation, molecular function: G protein-coupled receptor activity; olfactory receptor activity. The transcript is spliced from 3 exons. The record is from RefSeq and is a predicted model, not a curated record.